ACUAACGUUAUGUUGUUAAAUUUAUUUUUCUCGACACGAGUUUUAAAAUAAUAAUCGUCACAAAAACUCAUCAAAAUUCAUUCAGCUAACAAUAAUGCCGAAAUCUAAAAGAAACAAAGCAGUAUCUCUCACGAAAACAAAGAAAAAGGGACUUGAUAAUAAAAAGCUCAUAGUAACUAAAAUCCACGAAUGCAUAGAAAAGUACAAGUACCUCUACGUCAUCAGUGUCGAGAACAUGCGAAGUACCAAGAUGAAAGAUGUUAGACAGGAAUGGGGCCAUAGCAGAUUCUUGUUUGGCAAGAACAAGGUUAUGGCCCUUGCUCUUGGCAAAACGAAGGAGUCCGAACACCAGACCAACCUGCACCGGGUCACUGACAAGUUACGUGGGCAGACAGGAAUUUUGUUCACCGAUACACCAGAAAAUGAUGUCCUCAAAUGGUUUGAAAGUUACGUGAAAGAUGAUUAUGCACGCUCGGGCAAUAGGGCCCCACACACGGUUGUCUUACAAGCGGGCCCCGUCCCUUCAUUCAGUCACAGCAUCGAGCCCCAGCUCAGGCAGUUAGGGCUGCCCACUUCGUUGGAGAGAGGGGUGAUCACAUUACUAAAAGAAUUCACAGUAUGCAGAAAGGAUGAUGUCUUGAACCCUGAACAAGCCAGAAUACUGAAAUUAUUUGACCACAAGAUGUCGAAGUUCCGAAUAACCAUCACAGCCAUGUGGACGAAGAAGAGCCAGGCUUUCAAGUCCUUCGAAGAGUACAACAAAAAACUCAAUGAAGCCUCUAGCAAGGAAUCAAAGACUGUCAAUAUCAGAGGUGAGGAUCUUAAACCAAGCGAGACGACAGAAGUUGAGAUGCAAUCAGACAAUGAUGGCGAUGAUGAAAUCGUUAAGAAUGAUAAUGUUCUGACUAGCAAUGAUGAUGAUGAUGAUGAUGAUGACGACGGUGCAGUUGAGGAUGUAUAAAUCUGGUGUGUUAUGGUAUGGUAUGUAUGAUACAUGAUAUGAUAUGAUAUGAUAGAUAUGAUACAUGAUAUGAUAUGAUAGAUACGAUACGAUACGAUACGAUAUAAUGUGAUUUAGUGAUGACAAAAACUGAAAAUUAUUUUUCUUUCAAAAAAUAAAUUAUUAAAUAACUU
This is a messenger RNA of Helobdella robusta, 1134 nucleotides long. RefSeq lists its product as hypothetical. The record is from RefSeq and is a predicted model, not a curated record. Bases 95 to 961 code for a protein of 288 amino acids. The transcript is spliced from 11 exons. Lineage: Eukaryota; Metazoa; Annelida; Clitellata; Rhynchobdellida; Glossiphoniidae. Gene Ontology annotation, biological process: rRNA processing; nuclear-transcribed mRNA catabolic process; ribosomal large subunit assembly. Gene Ontology annotation, molecular function: RNA binding. Gene Ontology annotation, cellular component: preribosome, large subunit precursor; nucleolus.